Lampris incognitus (smalleye Pacific opah) is the source of this 1233-nucleotide messenger RNA. It is a transcript of the gene aimp1a, whose product is annotated as aminoacyl tRNA synthetase complex interacting multifunctional protein 1a. NCBI's taxonomy places the organism in Eukaryota, Metazoa, Chordata, Actinopteri, Lampriformes, Lampridae. Bases 140 to 1060 code for a protein of 306 amino acids. The transcript is spliced from 8 exons. The record is from RefSeq and is a predicted model, not a curated record. Gene Ontology annotation, molecular function: tRNA binding.
CUCGGGGAAACGUGUUUGGGGGCUGGUAGACAGUGAGUCGAUAGGGUAGCCCAAGUGUGACAGCAUUGUGAAAAUUCCAUCAGGAUGUGUCUUUAUGCAUGCUCAAUAAUCCAGGUUCUUGGCUCGUUCCCUGGUCAAGAUGUCAGGUCACAACCCCCUGAUGAGGUUGGAGCAGAGAGCUGCUGAGGCUGAUCAGAUCAUUGAGUAUCUCAAACAUCAGGUCCAGCUGCUCAAGGAGAAAGCCAUUGUCCAAGCCAAUGUCCGGGAGGAGAAGAAACUGAUGGUGGAGAAUGCCAAAUUGAAGAGGGACAUUGAGGAACUGAAAAAACAGUUGCUAGAGAAAGAGAAGAAAAGAGGAGUGCGAGAGGUGCCCAUGCCAUCAGCCGAGGCAAAUGCCGAGACCUGCUCAAAGCCAACCCCUCCUGAGGCCCCAGCCCCAGCCCCCUCUACUGCCGCCGCUCCCAAGAGCCCCCCCUCUAACGAUGAGGCCAUGAAGAAGAAACCAGCGAAAAAAGGAGGGGAGAAACAGGAGAAGAAGAAGCAGGCAGCCCCCCAGGAAGAUGCCAAGGUGGAUGUGUCUCGUCUGGACAUGAGGGUUGGACGUAUAGUCACGGCACAGAAGCACCCAGAUGCGGAUUCGCUGUAUGUAGAGCAGGUCGACGUAGGAGAGGCCUCUCCUAGGACAGUUGUGAGCGGGCUUGUCAAGCACAUACCACUGGAACAGAUGCAGAAUCGUAUGGCGGUGCUGCUGUGUAAUCUAAAGCCAGCCAAGAUGAGAGGUGUGGUGUCUCAAGCCAUGGUUAUGUGUGCCAGCUCCCCAGACAAGGUAGAGAUCCUAGAUCCCCCCAGCGGAGCUGUGCCUGGGGACAGAGUUACCUUCCAGGGCUUCCCAGGUGAACCAGACAAAGAGCUGAACCCGAAAAAGAAGGUGUGGGAACAAGUGCAACCUGAUCUCCGUACAGACGGCCAGUGUGUGGCGAGCUACAAAGGGGCUGCCUUCGAAAUCACCGGCAAGGGAGUGUGCAAAGCCCAAACCAUGAGCAACAGUGGAAUCAAAUAAAAAAAAAAGUUUUUUUAAAUUUAAAAAAAUAAUAAAUUAUUACAAAUAAAAAGGAUUUUGGCUACUUGAAACUGCCUGUGCUUUGCCAAUCCCCCCCCCCCCCCAAAUGAAGAUGUGAUGAAACUGAUGAAGGAGAUGGUGAUGAAUAAAAUAUGUCAAAAUAAAGGAGUUUG